Molecule: messenger RNA, 1128 nt
Organism: Zingiber officinale
Lineage: Eukaryota; Viridiplantae; Streptophyta; Magnoliopsida; Zingiberales; Zingiberaceae
Exons: 5
Coding region: 61-645 (194 amino acids)
Source: RefSeq, a predicted model, not a curated record
UUUACCCGAGCCGAGAUUUGGCAGAUCCUCAUCUCCUCUUCUACUCCCUCGCCGAUCAGUAUGUGGCCCUUCGCGAAAGGAAGUCGAGCCUCCAAGGAAGACACGCCGGGGAAGGACCAAGGAAAGGAGGGAAAAGAGGACCACCAACUCCUUGAAUUCGGCGUGACAGAUCGCCUUCGAGAGUUCGUACGAACCUUCACAGUUGACACCUUCAAGUCUUUCCCUCUUCAAGAUGAUCAACCUGCGGACGCUGACGGCGUUGGCGUCGAAUCUAAUGUCAGGAUGGAUCUUACGGAGUGGAGGGAGCGGCAUGCUACUUUGGUUCUUUCCAAAGUCAAGGAAAUUGCGCGUCUUCGAUAUGUUUUAUGUCCUAGGCAUUUAAAGGAAAGACAGUUCUGGAGAAUAUAUUUUCAACUUGUUAAAAGCUAUAUUGCACCAUACGAGAGGCAUGCCAUGCAGAAAGCAAGGAUGCAGAAGCUAGAGAUGGAGUCCGAAGAGUCACCGCACAAGGCUGCCAUUGAGGUGGAAAUGUCAGAAUCAAACAAGCGAAGUGAUUCAUCUACAGCAUUGCCGAGCAAAGAGAAUUGCGUCUUAAAAGAUGACAUUAAUGGAGGUGAUAGACAAGUAGAUCCUAAAAUCAGUUGAACAGUAUGAAAACACAAAGCUUCAACACUUCGAAAGUGCAGUUGCAUUGCUCCCAUCAUUCAAGGAGUCAAAAGUGGGCCGAUAACUAGUUUGCUUAGCACUGAUGCUUCUUCAUUGGCAGCAGUUGUGCAGUAGAUUAAAGGUUCUGAGAAUAUUUGGAAGCCCGUUGGUGUUUGCAAAAUGACGAGAUGCCGUCUUGCUGAAUGUUUGAUAUGCAAAGGCAAAACGGAAACAUAGGAUACGAUCACACCUCAAAUUAUGCUCUAACUAUUGAUAUGCAAACCUCUUGUUAUAACGUUGAAGUUCAUAUUUUUUUUCCUCUGUUGGUUUGAAUCGACGUUUCCUCGUUAAGAAAUUGUGACCAGGUGUUGAUAUCUCUUGAUUUUCCCCCAUAUUUGUCUAGAAUAUGAGGAAACGCUCUCUUUGCUUAGAAUAUUUUUUUCUCCUUUGCUUUAUUAAUGUAAUUUCAAAUGUUUAUCAAAA